GGAGUAUCUUACGCUUACAAUUUGACAUACAGUCACUUUUUUCUGUGAUGGAGCGGAAGUAGGAUUUGGAGGGUUUGAGGUUAUCUAAUAAGAAAAGGAUGGAUUCAUCAGAGAGUCCGGCAACGCAACGGCGGAAGGCCAAGCUGAUGUUCGGCCUGAAAGGCAAAAAGAAGAAGAAGAAGGUCGACUCCGACUUGGUGCUGGCAAACAAGGCGGCAAUCGACGGCGAAGCUCAGGUCUCCUCUGAAACGUCUCAGCUGCUGGAAGGAGACGACGUUGAGCACCAACAAGGAAGCUCUACUGUCAGAACCAGAAUCCUGCCUAACACCAAGAGGUCCAAGCUGAAAACUGCCAUUCAGGACAGUGAAGGCAAGGCACAGAGCUUCCAGAUCGCCAUUAACAUCACGGAGGCCAAGCAGCUGGUGGGCGAGAACAUCGACCCCAGUGUGGUGAUCGAGAUCGGCGAUGAGAAAAAACAGACGUCGGUCAAAGAAGGAACCAACGCUCCUUUUUACAAUGAGUAUUUUGUCUUUGACUUCUUCGCUCACAAAGACGUCUUCUUGGACAAAGUCAUCAGGCUGACGGUGAUGCACUCCAAGAUGCUGAGGAGCUUCUGCAUCGGCUCCUUCAAAAUGGACGUGUGGACGGUGUACAAACAAGCAGGCCAUCAAUUCGUCAACAAGUGGGCGAUGCUGACAGUUCCCGGCGACAUCAGCACCGGUGUCAAAGGUUACGUCAAAUGCGACAUCAGUGUCUCGGCGAAGGGCGACGCCAUGCAGCCCGGAGUUAAAGCCAGCGACGCUGAGGAGCAAAUCGAGAAGAACCUGCUGAUACCAGAGGGGUUCCCCUCAGAGCGCCCCUGGGCCCGUUUCUGCGUGAAGGUGUACCGAGCCGAAGGUCUUCCCCGCAACAACUCCAGCAUCAUGGCCAACGUCACCAAGGCCUUCAUCGGGGACAACACGGCGCUCAUAGACCCUUACGUGGUGGUCAGCUUCUUCAGACAAGUGGGUCGCACGACCACGCAGAGGUCCACCGCAGACCCGGUGUGGAACGAGCAGGUGGUCUUCACUGAGAUGUUUCCUCCACUGUGCCAGAGGAUGAAGAUCCAGGUCUGGGAUGAAGGGAGCGUGAGUGACGUUGCCAUAGCGACCCAUUACUUCGACCUGAGGCGCAUCUCCAACGAGCAAGAUGGCGACCGAGGGUUUUUGCCGACGUUCGGCCCCGCCUGGGUCAACCUGUACGGCUCCGUCAGGAACUCUCUGGGCGACGACACGGCCGAGCUGAACGAGGGCAUCGGAGAGGGCGUGUCUUACAGGGGGCGUGUCUACGUGGAGCUGGCGGUGGAGAUCCUGUCCGGGGGCCCGGGCCCGGAGUCCAAACUGGCGCGGAUAAUUAAGCCGGCGAAAGACGCCAAGACGGGGAAGGCCGCGGGGAAGGAUGGCAAGACCGCGGCAUCAGCAGCAGCCGGCGCAGGAGGCGGGGCUUCAGGAGGCACGGGGGAAGACGACAGAGGGAAAGCGGCGGCGGAGGUUCUACCUGUGGAAUGUCCUCCCACGCUCAACGCCGACAACAGAAGCGACUUCCUGCUUUUCGGCGCCGUGUUUGAAGCCAGCAUGGUGGACAGGAAGAUCGGAGACAAGCCUCUCAGUUUGGAGUUCUCCCUGGGUAACUAUGGCAACGUGCAGGAGGCCAGCGCCCAGCCCGGCCCACGCGCCCCGAGUCCCGCCCUGGGUCGCAGGAGACCCUUCGGGGACAACCCGGACUCCCCCUCCUCCUCGCUGCUACCCAGGGAGCCCCAGGACCCGGCCAGGUCGUCCAGGUCCACCACGCGUCCCCAAAAGCCGCUCAUCGUGGAAGGAAACAGGUACUACAUGUAUUUGCCACUGGAGAAAGAGAAGCCUUGCAUCAAUGUUCUGAGUCAGUGGGAGGACAGAAGCUAUCGUCUGUACAAUUCCAACAUGCUGGAGAACAUAGCAGUCCUGUUUGAAGAAGGCGUGGCCACAGCCGCCGAGCUCCACAGGAAGUUGCACCCCGGGGCUGAGCAGGCGCUCAGAACAACGGUCCAAGAGUUCUGCGUGGAUGCCAGGAGUUUUAUCGCCGCUGCAGAGUCCAGGUUGAAGGCGGAGCUGAAGUCCGGUCACCUGACACAGCUGGACAGGAAGCGCCUCACCAUGUGCAAACAGGAGCUGGAGAGCAUGAUCGGCGACGCUCGGUCCCUGGUGGAGAGGAAGAGGAACGCAGGCGGCGUGAAAGAAGCGCUGCGGGACGCCACAAAACUCACACACCAACUGCGCUUCUUGGUGGAGGAGCCGCAGCACACGGUGCCCGACAUUUUUGUGUGGUUGCUGAGCAACAACAAGCGUGUGGCCUACGCUCGUCUGCCAGCCAGAGACGUCGUCUUCUGCAGCCGUCAGGAGGCUCGAGGAGUUCACUGUGGAAAGAUCCUGACGCUCUUCCUCAAGCCACCAGGGAAGCGUGUCUCAGGGUUGUCGGUCCAAGCCAAAGUAGAUGUGUAUUUGUGGUUUGGAUCCUGCACGGACUCCUGCCACAUGUUGGAUGACCUGCCUGCAGGGUUCACGGCCGCCACAGGGGGCGCUGCUGCCAAUAUCCCACCCACUCACCUGAACUGUAUAGAGCAGCACCAGUUCCAGCUAAGGUGUCACAUGUAUCAGGCUCGCGGGCUGAUUGCUGCCGACAACUCGGGUCUGUCCGACCCGUUUGCUCGCGUCACCUUCCUGUCACACAGCCAGACCACCAACGUGAUCAGUCAGACUCUGAGUCCCACGUGGAACCAGUGCCUGCAGAUGAGUGGCAUCCUGCUGAGCGGAGACCUUCGGCACAUCCUGGAAGAACCGCCGAGACUCGUCAUCGAAGUGUACGAUGACGACGCCCUGGGCAAGGCUGAGUAUCUGGGGGCUACGGUGGCGAACCCCGAAGUCCAUUUGUUCUCCGAGCCGUACACGCCCCCCACCCUGCGGUACAGCCCGCUGCACCACGGCAGCCAAUCAGGGGGAGAGCUGCUGGCGGCCUUCGAGCUAGUUCAGAUCGCCAUGUCUGGAGAGGAAAGUCUGCCCCACUUGGAGGAGCAGGAAGGAGGCGUCUUCACGGUCCCUGCCAACAUCCGGCCUGUUCUCAGCCCCUACAGACUAGAGGUUUUAUUUUGGGGUCUAAGAGAGCUGAAGAAGGUUCAGUUGCUGUCUGUUGAUCGUCCUCAGGUGUUCAUAGAAUGUGCCGGAAAAACGUUGCGGUCUUCCGUCAUCCAGCGGUACAAGUCCAACCCCAACUUCACCACACUGGUUGACACAAUUGAACUGGAGUUACCGGAGAACGAGCACCUCCACCCCCCGCUCAGCAUCACUGUUGUUGACUGGCGGGCGUUCGGCCGCAGCACGCUGGUUGGCAACCACGUCAUCAACAACCUGAUGACUUUCAAAUACGUCACCCCCCCGCCUGCCGCCCGACAGACACGCACAGAGCCGCCAGAACCAGGACACGCUACGGGAGCCGCUGAAGAGACAUCUUCCGCCGCGGCGUCAACUCGUCCAGAUGUCCUCAUCACCGUGGAGGAAGAUGCCCCUCCUCCUCCCCACCAGAGCCCUACCACGAAGACGGACCCCGAAAGGAAGAAGGAGAGGCGCACUCGGAGCAGCCGUCGUUCCACCAAGCGGCGGAGGCGGACCAUCGCUGAUGAGUCGGCGGAGUGCGUCAUUGACUGGUGGUCCAAAUAUUACGCGUCGGUGGAGAAGCAGACCAAACAGACUGAAGGCUCUCUGCUGCCCCAAGUCUUCGAAAAAGCUUUGCCGUACCACAGCUUGCUCAGCGAUGGAAUAGACUCUUUAGUGAGUAGCUCCUCGGAUGUGGACAAGAAGAAGAAACAGAAGGGAAAAGGAACACCGGACCAAAACCUGAGUUUGAGUCUGCCCACCAAACUGGCCAUGCUACAGCUGUACAGCAAGGAGCUGGAGGCCGAGUUCGGACCUUUUAACGACUGGGUAAACACGUACGAGCUGUUCCGAGGGAAGGCUAACGAGGAAGAGGGCUCGACAGAGGAGAGGUUCGUCGGCAAGUUUAAGGGUCGUUUCUGCCUGUAUAAGCUGCCUGGGGACGAAGACGGAGACUGGGACGAGGACGACGGACAGCUCAGGGUCAACAGAGGGAUCCCGGCCAACAACCCAGUUCAAGUCCUGAUUCGGGUUUACAUCGUCUCUGCGUCUAACCUGCACCCUGCAGACCCGGAUGGAAAGGCAGACCCGUACGUUGUGGUUCAACUGGGCAAGAACGAAAUUAAAGACAGAGACAACUACAUCCCAAAACAGCUCAACCCUGUCUUUGGAAGGUCGUUUGAGAUGCAGGCGACGUUCCCCAAAGAUUCUCUGCUCUCAGUGCUCAUAUAUGACUACGACAUGGUGGGAGGGGAUGAUCUGAUAGGAGAGACACGGAUCGACUUGGAGGACCGCUUCUUCAGCCGACACCGGGCCACCUGCGGACUCCCUACCGAGUAUAGCCUUGAAGGUUAUAAUGCCUGGAGAGACUGCCUGAAGCCGUCAGAGCUGCUGUCCAAGCUGUGCAAAGAACGUGGUCUGGACGGUCCUCAUUUCAGUCCGGGACGCAUCACUGUGGCCAACAAAGUCUUUGCUGGAAAGACGCUCUUCAUGCAAGAAGAUGAGGAACCCACAGAAUCCUAUGAGCACUUGUCCUUAAAGAUCCUCCAUCGUUGGGGCGAGAUUCCAGCUGUGGGGUGCAAGCUGGUGCCAGAACACAUCGAGACCCGAACUUUGUUUAACAAGGCUCGGCCGGGGAUGGACCAGGGUCAGGUCCAGAUGUGGGUUGACAUGUUCCCCAUGGAUCUGCCUCAUCCUGGACCAGCAGUGGAUAUUUCACCUCGCAAGCCCAAAGGCUACGAGCUUCGCGUCGUCAUCUGGAACACAGAGGACGUCAUCCUGGAGGACAGCAACUUCCUGACUGGUCAGAAGUCCAGUGAUAUUUAUAUCAAGGGAUGGCUCAAGGGUUUGGAGGAUGACCGCCAGGAAACAGACGUCCACUACAACUCACUGACGGGGGAAGGGAACUUCAACUGGCGCUUCGUUUUUCCUUUCAGCUACCUGCCUGCUGAGAAGGUGUUGGUGGUGAAGAAAAGGGACAACAUUUUCUCUCUGGAUAAAACCGAACAGAAGCUGCCCGCCAUCCUCAUCCUGCAGGUGUGGGACUUUGAGACGCUCUCAUCCGACGACUUCCUAGGCACGCUGGAGCUGGACCUGCACGGCUUCCCUCGCGGCGCAAAAACAGCCAAGUCGUGCAAGGGGGACGUCUUCACCGACGGGACGGAGCGGAUCUCCAUCUUCCAGCAAAAGCGGUCCAGAGGCUGGUGGCCCUUCAGGAAGUCUGGAGAGCUGACGGGGAAAGUAGAGGCCGAGUUCCACCUUGUGACCGGCGAAGAGGCUGAGAAGAACCCAGUUGGCCGAGCCCGCAAGGAGCCGGAUCCACUACCCAAACCCAACCGCCCCGACACGUCCUUCUCGUGGUUCGUCAACCCCUUCAAGUGUUUCUUCCACCUGGUGUGGCGGAACUACAAGAAGUACAUCAUCGUGGCCCUGGUGCUGCUCAUCACCGUGCUCUUCCUGGCUCUGCUGCUCUACACGCUGCCAGGCGCCAUCUCCCAGAAGAUAGUCAACGGGUGAUGCGCAUGCGCUCGCUUGGCCGUCGUUCACAUUCGUUCGAAAUUAGAAUCCGUCUUUUGUGACUUUUCAAUCGCCCUUCGGUGCAUUUUCUUGUCGAGAAAGGCUGCAGCGUUUUGAAACAGGUUUUUAUUUAUCUGGCCUUGAAAUUGGACUUUUAACGUUUUCAUUCAGGACCAUUUUGACUGAUAAACAACAAAAGACAAUCAAAUAAAGAAUGGC
Nerophis lumbriciformis (worm pipefish) is the source of this 5897-nucleotide messenger RNA. NCBI's taxonomy places the organism in Eukaryota, Metazoa, Chordata, Actinopteri, Syngnathiformes, Syngnathidae. The record is from RefSeq and is a predicted model, not a curated record.